AUGAGUGAUGAGAGCACGAGGAAGCGGCUUGACCACGACACCAUGACGACGACCCUCAGUACGGGGCUAAGGCAUCAGUGGGACUCGAUGAUCGUACAAUACACGGGCGGAGCUUACAACGGCAGCGACAGCGUCACCUUCAAACAGUCCACAGCGCUCAUACUGCAAAAUGUGGUCAACUCCGUAGAGUCCGAAGGAGUCCGCUAUCUGGUCGCUUGGAGCAUCUUCCGUCAGGGAUUGGAGGUUGCGCUGCCAGGUAGACAGGCAGCCGAGUCUGGGAAAACUCUCGAAGCCGUUUGUUACGACCACGUCAAGGGUGUCAUGGAGUCCGCGCUGACAAGUCGAUACCUAUUGGCCAUGGUCAGCAUGCACGCUCUUCGUGAAACAAAGGAAAUGGUUCGAAGACUCGCAGACACCCUCCGGCGCUCUCUAGAGGCGUCCCAGUGGCUCGAAGGAAAUUCCCGCACAGUGGCCCUUCAGAAGCUCGAGAACAUGGCGGCGAACGUCGGUCAUCCGGCGCAACUGGACAACGCAGCGAAGUUGGAAAAGUACUACAGCGUCUUUGAUGACUCCACGGAUAGCUUCUUCGCAACGUGGCUGAGCGCCCGCAUGGCCUACCAGCACAGACUGCUCACCGACAAAGAAACCUAUUUCUUCGAUUCUGCGACGGUGAACGCCCACUACGUGCGAUGGGCGAACCUCAUCAUCAUACCGGCAGCGAUCCUUCAGCCGGAAAUAUAUUUCUCGAAAGGUCCUCUGUCAGCCGCCUAUGGAAGCCUUGGACAGGCACAGACGCACGUUGACGCCCAGUCUCGGCAACCCGCCCUCAACUACACAGCCGCCCUUAACGACCCAGCCGCCCUUAACGACACAACCUCCCUUAACGACACAGCCGACUCGGAGAACCUCGCUGACCUCGGUGGGACUCUGAUGGCGUUCAGUGCCUUCGACUCGCUCGCCCCGUCGAAGCGCGACGUCGUGCUGCCGGCCCUGAAUCUGACCGCACGGCAGCUUUUCUUCGUCUUCCAGUGCUCGAAGUGGUGUUACUACCACGGCGGCAGGACUGGUCGGCACGCUAGCGGCAGGUACCGCUGUGUCGUACCGGCCAUGAAUAUGGACGAGUUUUCCGAGGCGUUUCGUUGCAAGCCGGGCGAUCACAUGUACCCCGAGAAUAAAUGCGCCCUAUGGUGA
This is a messenger RNA of Dermacentor silvarum, 1191 nucleotides long. Its product is annotated as membrane metallo-endopeptidase-like 1. The record is from RefSeq and is a predicted model, not a curated record. Bases 1 to 1191 code for a protein of 396 amino acids. Gene Ontology annotation, molecular function: metalloendopeptidase activity. NCBI's taxonomy places the organism in Eukaryota, Metazoa, Arthropoda, Arachnida, Ixodida, Ixodidae. Gene Ontology annotation, biological process: protein processing. Gene Ontology annotation, cellular component: plasma membrane. The transcript is spliced from 5 exons.